This is a messenger RNA of Amoebophrya sp. A120, 8838 nucleotides long. The record is from the annotation of a GenBank genome assembly. NCBI's taxonomy places the organism in Eukaryota, Dinophyceae, Syndiniales, Amoebophryaceae.
AUGAGUUGCCUUGAUGCCUCCACCGAGGACCGCGGAAUGUCGGUCCAAUUUGGCGGAUCGUCUGCGAGCUCGUCCUCGCACUGCGGCGGAUCGACGUCCUCGUCAUUAAGGACAAGUUGUAGUGCUCGAAGUAGGAUGACCACGCAAUCGCAAAUAAAAACUCCGGGCGUAGCGUCCUCGUCGGCCAAAGGACCCGCUCGUAUUGACCAGAGCAUGGUGCGGACCAGGCGGGAAAAAAUAAGACGAGGAGUCCGCGAAGACCGGAGGGCAGGCGCACGUCGGGCGGGGAGCGUGAUCUCAGUUUCCGACACGAAGAACACUAGCUCUAGCACGGCGAGCUCGAGACCCUACCGUCGACGGAUCUUUGCCGGGUGCGUCGCGCCUCUAGUUGCUUCAGGUGCCCUUUUGAACAAAAAACACGCAGGCUCGGGCGCGUCUCUGUGUCCUGCGGAAGAGGGCAUCUGCGUCAUAGAUCCCGAAAGCAGCAAGGUGGUAUUUUCGGCGCCAAAAUGUGGAGCCUUCGGCGUGCAGUCCAAGUACACGAUCCCCACGACUGGCGGCAGGUAAGACUCACUAGCAUGAAAAGUGAAUGUUGGUGAUGAUUGCUGCUAUGAAAAGUGAAUGUUGGUGGUCCAUGUAGGUCAAAGAUGAUUGCUGCUAUCAUGCCUACCACGGCGCGGGCCAAUAUUUAUACAAACGGAUCUUCAAGAACAAAUAAGCGAUAGCGAAGGAACUACGAAGCGAGGGAAGACCUCCGCGAGCUUGACGUGCGGAAAAUAUGUGAUUGAAGAUAAAAACAACAACGCAGCUCCGUCAGUAGUUUCGCAGAGGUGAUACCCGAGCCUGGUCAUUUACUGCUCGAAGCCCGCACGUGUGACGCGUCGCACAGCUCCGAUGCCUCCGCAGGAGAGUUGGUCAGUGCAGCGGCUCAAGGGAGUGGUGGCACAGCAACUUCCUCCGAGCUUGUCGCGGACGGCUUACCGGUCCUGAGUGGCUGUGCGUUUGCCAACUUGGAUAAGCAGCUCCUGUACAACAAUCACCACCUGACGCUCCAAGGGUGUACUCCCAACAACGCUGCUAUGGAAGCGUCAGGUUUGAAAUCGUCAAAGUUGAAAUAAUUUGUAAUGCAUAAAAUGCAUGACCUGAGGCACGUGCGUUGCAGAGUAGGCAAGUGAGGCCGAUUGUAAGCCUGUUUGGGGUUACAGCUCGAGCUGCUGAAGUAGGAUGAGGAAAUCGCUCUUCUUUGCCUAAACAGCAUGACAAAGUGGAUUUAGGGACCACCGAAGUUUGUCUUGCGCCACUUGGAAACUGGGUCCCAACUCGCAUCCAUUUUAUGCAUGGCAAAUUAUUUCAACUUUGUCGAUUUCAACUCUUACACAUCCAUAGCUGCCCCGAAAAGCCACACCGCCCAGUCCUCUACUAGCCUGGGCGCUCUGGCACUGCUUGAAAAAGAACACGGAGAGAUUUCUAGGAGAAAGGGGGAGAAUCACUAUUUUGCGGCGUCACACCGACCCAGCGCACCAAUGACCAUUAGUUACCUGCAAACUUCGAAACAAAAUCCCGCAGAUGCGCCACAGCAGGUUUCUCUUUUUUAUUUUUGAUUCAAGGCCAGAUAAGCAUCAGGAUUAUAGCUGCCGCUUAUUCCUCGUUGCCGAAAGAACUGUUUUGACUUUAGUACCUGUAGCUUGCUGGUGGUCUCUUGUCAGCUCCAGAUCCACUGUUUCUCUCCUCCUCCGCAGACUUGUAAUGCAUUCAACUACCAAGGUCGUCUUCAAGGCACAAGGCUGCAAAAUGUUUAUCACUUUCGUGGGCGGCGUAACAUCUGCAGUGGAAAACCUUGGAAAUUCAACAGUUGAGGUAAAUUCUGGUAGGAUUUUCAUUCUCGUUUGGUUGAUGCCACGGUUUCCUCAGUGGCUUUGGCGCUUCUAGUUGUAGUUGUGCGUAGUUGCUUCAGAUUGUUAUUUGAUAUCAUGAGACCUCCGAAAGAACCUUCGCUCUUCUUGUACGUAGUGGUAUCGAUAGAUGAUCUUGACAACCAACAUCAACCAACAUUUACAAUUGAGGACGACACUUUCGUUCGCAAAGAGCAGAAUGUUGCGGCCUCGCAGUUAUACACCCAUGUACUGGUGUAGUCGUGAUCAGCUAUUGAAUAUAAUCAGGUGAAGAACUGUGCUCGCACCGGACAUCAGAUGGACCAGUAUGGCAUUCUGGUGUCCGGCAUCAACUGCGAGGCUAUUGACCUGCAAACGCCAGAGCAGGCAAACGUGCGCACGGAGGGCAACUUCACGCUGACGCAAUGCCAGAAAACCAGCGUGCUGCAGGGUCCAGACGUGGACAUCACCGCCAACCCUGCUGUAGCAGCUGCAGCCGCCGGAGCCGCCGGAGCAGCGGCAGCCGCGGGUGGUGGAACGCCCACACCAGCUGCAGGCGGUGGUGGACCGGCGCUACCGACACUGAAGCAGGAGCCCGUUGUGAUGAGCAAUCCGGGCGGCGUGGUUGCGGUGCCGAGUCGCGAGCUGCCACCGCGGGAGGCGCCUGCUGGGGACCACCAGGAGGUCGCGCGGGGAACUCCGGUACCAACGCCCUCGUCCGGCGCGUCGUCGUCCGCGGCGACAACUAGCAGUGCCGUCGUGCCAACUGCUGCUACUUCAGCGACGCAGCGGACUAGGACACAGGGAAAGGAGAUCGCCGCAGACGAGCUGAAGAAAGUUGUCGAGAGUGCGGCCGAGGAACUCAUGAAAGCAGCCCCAAGGAAGAAGGAAAGUACAACUUAUUUUUGAUGCGACAAUCGUUGCAUUUCUAAUUAUUCCAAUUUCACGGUCAGGCUCAGGAGGUGGAUUGUCUGCUAAACAAAAAAUGCAGCUGCGUCCAAAGAUUUUUUAUCGCCUUGGUCUCUUGUCAGGUGGAAGUGGAACGGCAGUGGCGACAAGCUUUCUGCAAGAGCAAAUGUUAGCUUCGGGGACAGCAGCACCAUCACUAGGCGCACCGCAACCACUCGGGGCUGAUGUGGGGUAUUGAAUGUCACUAAGUUUCAUGUUUGGACGAACUUAUCUGCAUUUUUACAUCAUAGGCUCCGCUCUGCAGAGAGCGACACUUAUAACAUCACUAGCCGAAGAAAAAUUGCAAGAGAGAUGGCGCGCAACAAGCAGAUGACUAGAGUCAAUCGCAGAUCAUUUUUUUUUCGGAAAGUUCCGGGUCAGUUCUAAAAUGAAGUUGUACAGGAUGAGUGUAUGCCUUCUGAACGCAUUUCCAUGUCGCGUCAAUAGUUUCACACGCAACGUCGCCUCGCUGCUCUCACUUCAACGAAUGUUUCAUGCCAUAUCACACGACAAGCAGAAGCACGGUCAAGUUUGAUUAGCUAUGGAUCUCUUCGAUAGUAAGAAUCAGAAUGAGGAUAUUACGACACAUGUUCAACAUGGUGCGCUCCAAGAGCAUGUAGCACGACAGAAAAAUCAGAAACAAGUACGAGGUGCCUCAGGGAUACUUUUCUCUGCUGGCGGAAGCAAGUCUAGACUCUUGACCUCUCUGGGCUUGCGUGGAGUUGGUCUGUUCUCCCCUCAUCGGGCCUCGCUUUCCUCUUACGAAGAAAAUAAGUACAAAUAGAACCGGGCCGGUUUUGGAGCACUUUGUGUUUGCUCGCCACAUUCUUAUUGACGAUCAUCCAAUUUAUUAUCUCAACCAAGAUCGUGCUUUCCUCUUGCUCACAGCUUCGUGUAGUACAAAAAAGUCUGUUGCUUUUCCCGUUCGACGUAUCUGUGCUUCUGUAGUGACUAUGAAUGGUACUUGGAGGACUUGGUUAGAAGUGUUGUCGUCUCAUUGAUUCCAGUAUGCUUGUUUUCGAAGUUUAGUAUGGUUUUUUUCUUGAUAAUCCAAUUUGUGUGCGCCUCGUUGCUCUUGCUCUCGUGGGUAGAAAAUGACGUGCGUCUUGAUUGUCUCACAAUCCUUGCUCCUUGUAACCUCCAAACGAACACGACAGACUCGUCGGCGCGGCGCUGCUUCAGAAUCUUCCGCAGUGGGAUCUGACGGAAAUUCGACGCACUUUGCAGGAGAUACGCCACGACGAUGCGCCUCCAUCAGCAACCGAUAGGUUGACUAGAAAAACACCAAGCACGACAACCUCGUAUAAUCCGGCGCGGGAAAUAAAAACGGCCGAGGCCAGCACCGGAAUUCCGAUACGGAGCGCGUUUAACAUUGCGAGCAGACAAAGCGACCCAGGCAAUGGGCAGAAAAAUAAGGACGUCGACCCUAUGGCCGGUGCGGCGUCGCAAAUGCACCGUCCCGGAGCGGAGCCGGUCGCUCCUUCAGCGGUAUCGAGUGCGCGGUCGCCUUCCGGCGCUGUUGUCACUUCCUUGCUGCAAGAGAUGGCCUUGCAACUCGCGGCCAUCGAUCGCACGAUGGAUCAGCGAACGCAGGGCGAAGCCGCAUCGGAGAGGACGGGAGCAGAGACCAAAGAGGUGACAUUCGCAGUAAAGAUCGGGAAUCGUGAUAGCGCGGCUAGUGGCACCGGUGAUAAUGAUCGCGACGAAACCACCGCAGCUGCGCCAACAGCCGCAAGCUUGGCAGAAAAAGCUCGAGAAAUACUGGCAGAGCGCCGAAGUCAAGAAAAUGGGAGAGAGGACGCCGACGCCGUCGAGGGUCGCAGUAGACUCGACGGGGCUAGUGACGACCAGGGAGAGGAACAAGCAGAUGGUAGCUCCAGCAAAACAAAUCAAGUACCACCUCCGCCAGGCGCACCGGCCGCACAACCGGGAGCAGGUACGCCCACGGGAACCCCGGGAGGUCUUCCACCGAUGCCGCCUCUGAGUGUUCCCUUGCCCAUGCCACCAGUGGCCGGGCUAGUUGGAAGCACGCAACAGCCACCGACGCAAAGCGGCUCACAACCAGCGCCUGCAGGGGCGGGCGGGCCGGGUGCUCCGGCGAGCGGCAACAGCGCACCGAGUCCGCCGAACACAAACGGCAACAGCAAACCCAAUCCGGAUUGUGACGACAAAGAACAGGACCCGGUGCCCGAUUUUUGCAAAAGCGCCGCACUGGUCACGAAUGCAAACGACAACGCGCAGACACCCCCGCAGACCGCACCAUCGGGCGAAAAUUGUGACGCAGCGCGCACGCGGUACCGCAAAGCAUUGGCUGAAGCGGGCACUGCGAUCGCUAACGCGGUUUGCCAGAACGGCAAGUUGUUCAAGACCGACGCGUUCAAGUACAGGUGCAACCAGAGUCCCUGCACCCAGGACGACGACGCGGUUUGCUGCGACGGCGAGACGUCGAACUUCAUGGACUUUGCGGUGAUGGACCAGACCAAAGGGAAAUUGGAUUUCAGCUCGGGGAAGUGCGGGUCGAUUACCGUCACGGGCGGGGACGUCAACCUGUCUGUGCCGAACCGCCCGGGCACGAAGGUGACCGCGUGGGACUGCCAGAGCACGGAGCACGACCCGUCUUCCGGGGGCACUGCACCGGACACGCUGGACAUCACUGUACGUGGCUGCACCAAGGUCGAAUCCGACCCGCCGGGAAUACGUAUUGCAAAAGCAUCGCAGUAGUACGAAAUUCGGAAGGAUGCUGUGUUUAUGGAUAGAAACUUGAACUGAAGAUGAAGAAGAAUUGGCCUUGUAUGAAAUACUGCUGCUUGUUAUGUGACUGCCGCUUGUCUUUGACAUGUACUGUCCCUGCAGCAAUUCAAAUUGCUACUAUACCAUUGAGCUCCUGUGCGAUUGCGGCAUUUUUGCAAUGCACAGGGGAACGACAACAACAAUUUGGUGGAGAGCAACGACGGGAAGCACACGGUGAACAUCAUGGCGAAGGCAUGCCAGGGCACUAAGAUCGUCAGCGAGCAGCGGGAGAAUACGGCGAACUGCAAGGAGGGCGACAACGUGAAUAGUGUGGCCUGCAGCAACAUGGGCCGCAGCCUGGGGUCAUCCUGCACCUGCAUGUGGCACGGAGUGGCGUACCCGGGCACAUACCAGGCAAACGUGUCCGGGCAGACCUUCGACGCCGCCGCCGCGCCGCCGAAGCCGGUUCUGGGGAUCAGCAAGGACCCGCUGGCGUGCGUCUGCGCCAUUACCGGCGACUUCGAUCCGAAGCCGUUGCCGGGAGACAUUACACCGUGGACGCCGACCGGGAUGGGCUACUGCACGGACGCGAAAAGUAGCCGGCUCUCUAUCGUGCCGUUUCCGCGGGCCUCGGAUAACAUUCUGGCCUGUCAGUACCUUUGCCAGAACGACGAGACUUGUACCGGGAUGGACUGGCGGGAGGGGUCGCGGGUCCAGACGGCCAUGUGCGCGCUCGUUCUGGAGAAAACGGCGCAAGGCGCGGCCACGCAGGCAGACGGGAACGCGGCGUCGAGCGUCAGCUGCUACGUACGCCCCGGCCAGACGGUGGCUGCGCCUCUGAUCCCAACUUCGGUGACAGCGACAACGACGGAUGCUGGUGCAGCCGGCGCAGCGGCCGCGGCUUCCGCGGGCACUUCUGCGCUUCUGCAGUUGCAAGGUACUGCUUUUGGAGGGCAGACGCCAGCGGGGGGAACGUCUUCCUCUUACAUGAAGAUCGGACUCGGAAACCGCCCGUGCCAGAGCGAGCAAGCGGGCGCCGAAGUCACCUUCAUUGACAAACCGGCGGCCAAGUCGCGGGACGAUUGCUUCGCGGAGUGCGACAAGAUGGGCGGCUCGUGUGUCGGCUUCGAGUGGUCCAUUCCGACCGGCAUCGCGGUGCCAUCCUCUCUGGUUGCAACGCAGUGCCGGCUCGUAUCUGCGCCAACCAGGCUCGCGACGCGCAGCGUGGAGGAGCCGGGCAGCGAAUUCUUCAAGGAGUGCUUCAUCAAGCCGAAAAACCCGAUCGAGUCCUACAAUGAGGUAGACAUAUGCAUGGAGUUUAUUCUGCAGCGGUUGCUUGUGUUUGUUGUACGUUCUUUUGAUGUUGCGCGAGUUGGAAUUGUUUAUGCGUUGGACAACAAAAUGAAAAUGCAUGAUCGUGAUUAAGAUCAUUGACGUAUCGACCUUCAUCCAGGUGGGGUCUGGUGCAUGCAAAUCCGGUAGCGCGCCUUCGGAAGGCGGCGCAGCGCUGCAAGCCAGCCCGAUGGGCUCCGGUCUCAGUUACUCCAAUUGCGCGUUCCUUUGCCAAGGCGAGGCCCAGAGCGGUGGCGGUUGUCAGGGAUUUGCAUACGAUUUUGUGCAGUGGACGUGCACGUUGUAUUCUGGUGCAUCAGCAUUGAUCGCGGCGGGAGACGCAGGAAUCAGCGACCUCUCCUACUCAAAACCCUUCUGCUACUCGAGCCUCGUAGUUGUGACGGCUAGUCCCGCAGCAGCAGCAGCAACCGCCGCGGCUCAGCAGUUGGCAACCACGCAAGCACCGACUGGCGCAGCAGUUGCCAGUGGCGCAUUAGCGCCGACAGGAGCAGCUGGCGCUGCCGCACCAGGUCAACCACCCGUUGCUGCUGUGCCACCGGCCGCUGUUGCGGGUGUUCCACCAGCCGCCGCGCCACCUACGCCCGCAUCUCCAGCAGGAGCAGCAGCCUCUUCCGUCCCUCCUGCCACACCACCAGGCACGGUGCCACCAGCAGCCACGGCGCCAGCUUCUGCCAUUAAGGCACUACAGGACGCCGGAAUCAUCCCUCCAGGCCUAGACGCGCAGGGCAUUGCAGAUAUUUUGGCAAAAGUUUCGAAUGGCGCAAUCGCGAGCGGAGCUGCACCACCCGGUGGAGUUCCCGCACAGCCUGGCAAUUCUUCGCAGAGCACAGUUGCGCCUCCGGGCGGCGUACCGGGUGGAGUUCUCCCGAGCCAGAACGCAACAAUAACAGGAACAGCCACGACGACAGGGCCAGCGCUGCAAGGUAGUUCCGGCGCAUCGGCAUCAACAAGCGCGCCACCUGGGGCUGCUGGUGGUGCGGCCACUACCGUCGCACCAGGAGGAACGGCACCGCCAGGGUCAUCAUCAAACACCACAGCAGGUAGCAGCACGGGCGUGGCACCAGCUGCAAAUGCCAGUGCAGCAGGAGCAGUAGUUCCGGCAACUUCUGCCGCUGCUGCCAAUGCAACUUCCACGACCACAGGAGCAGGAGCAGCCGCUGGUGCGGGUAAUACCUCAGCCACGACCGCCGGAGGAAAUGCAAAUGUUACUGCCACGACGGCAGCGCCGCCGGCCGGCGGCGCUGUAAGCGGUACUAGUAACGCAACCGUUGAUGCCAACAGCACCAGCCCCAGCAGCAAGAGCGCCGCACUCCUCGUGCGAGAAAGUCGGGAAGAGGACGGGGAGUUCCUCUCCACACCGAGUGGGCAGCAGGCAGACCGAAUCUAUGAGGAAGAAGGCAAGGACGAGCAAAAUCUACCCGCAGACGAGGAGUUCGAGGGUCCCUCAUCAUCGAACCGGGCGUUUCUUUCCGACGUGGCGGAGGACGGGUCCGAAUUGCCGCCGCCAGAAGAAGACCAGGAAAGGCCGCCCGCCCUGGGUGAUUCGGUGAUGCUGAGCGAACAGGGAGCGGAAUCAGAGGACGUCCCAAGUGCUGAUUUUCAAGACCAUCAGUGGUUCGGCUCCGACGACGGCGUGGGCGACUCGUUGGGAGAGUUCCCCGACAUACCCGCAUCCGCGGCUUUCAUUCAACAGCGAACUACCGCCAGAUCCGCGGCGGAGGUGGAACAGCAGAGACCCCCGCGGGGACGUGGUUUUCGUGAUGUUGAUGACAAUGAGUGGGCGUACGCGGACGCGGAGGCGCAACGAGAAAAGGAUCAAGCGCUAGAGGCAGCAGAUGCCCCGCCGACGCUCAGUAGCAUCUUUGCCAAGUCGGAGCAGGUAAAUCUCCAGGAACGGGCGCAGCUUCUGCGAGACAUGCCCAGUGACGAAGCAUAG